AAGGAGCCAAGUGGAAAGAAGUUAUAUGUCUUACAAAUUUAUAGGUGUUUUGUUAUUUUCAUGAUCUUUUCCAAAUUCUUCUCUCCUUCUCCUUCUCUAUCUCUCUCUCUAUUUAUACAUUUAUCUGUCGAGAACUUUGAGUGAAAGAAAGAGACACAGAGAGAGAGAGAGAGAGAGAGAGAGAGAGAGUCUCUUUGUAUGGUUCUUUUAAUCUAGACUUGUAAGGUCUUAUUAUUUGGAGGGGGAGAGCUAGCUAGCCAUAUAGAAAGAUCAAUCUCUAAGGGUUAGAUUGUCGAUUAUUCAGUGUUUCAGAGAUGUUGAACAACCAUGGCAUGUUUGAGGAUCAUCAAGGGAUAGCUGCAUCUACAGCGCAAGUUGGAUUUCUUCCAUUUUCACCUUCAAACUUGAACUUUAGUAGUAAUAAUAAUAAUAAUUCUUCUUCAUUGGAUUGUCAUCCAUCUCUCAAAUCCUUUGCUCUUCCUCAACUUUCAUCUCAUCAUAAUAACAACAAUAAUAAUCAUCUCUCUGAAACCCUACUUGCUUCGUCUUCACCUAAUUCCACCUUCAAGCACAGAGAGGACGACCUCCUUUCAGUGCAAAGAUCAUCUACAAAUCUCUGGUCGUAUGGAGAUGUAAACGAGUGCUAUAACAACAAGAGAAUGGUUCAAGAUCAUCAUUUGGGUGUCACAGCCAUGAAAAUGAAGAAAAUAAAAGCACGAAGGAAGGUUAGAGAGCCAAGAUUCUGCUUCAAAACCAUGAGCGAAGUUGAUGUUCUUGAUGAUGGAUAUAAGUGGAGGAAAUAUGGCCAGAAAGUGGUGAAAAAUACUCAACAUCCCAGGAGCUAUUAUCGGUGUACGCAAGAUAACUGCCGAGUGAAGAAACGGGUGGAGAGAUUAGCGGAGGAUCCAAGGAUGGUGAUAACCACCUACGAAGGAAGACACGUACAUUCGCCAUCGCAUGAUCAGGAAGAUUCACAGUCGCCAUCACACCUCAAUAAUUUCUUCUGGUAGAACAAUAAUAUUUGUAAUGUUUAAAGAGCAAUCUGGGUUGUGUACGUAUAUACUUUCGUUCGAUCUCUUCUCCUUUCUUUCUUCUGUAAGUGUUGAUUAUGAAUAUGAGUAGCGUUGAAGACCUUGAAAUAACAGUAACUUUUAUAAUGAUAGUGCCUUGUUGUUUUGCA
Messenger RNA from Mangifera indica (mango), 1180 nucleotides. Its product is annotated as probable WRKY transcription factor 13. Bases 315 to 1010 code for a protein of 231 amino acids. Gene Ontology annotation, biological process: regulation of DNA-templated transcription. The record is from RefSeq and is a predicted model, not a curated record. Gene Ontology annotation, molecular function: DNA-binding transcription factor activity; sequence-specific DNA binding. The transcript is spliced from 3 exons. NCBI's taxonomy places the organism in Eukaryota, Viridiplantae, Streptophyta, Magnoliopsida, Sapindales, Anacardiaceae.